AUGUCGAAGGAUCCUACGCGACCAAACGUCGUGCUCAUCUUGGCCGACAACCUCGGCUGGGGUGAGCUAGGAUGCUACGGAGGCGGCGAGCUUCGAGGUGCACCCACGCCUCGAAUCGACAGGCUGGCCACCGAGGGUCUCCUGCUGCACAAUUUCAACGUCGAAAGCGACUGCGUCCCGACCCGAUCGGCCCUCAUGACCGGCCGACACCCGAUCCGCACGGGGUGCCGGCAGUCCGUACCCCCUGGGUUCCCUCAGGGCCUCACGCCGUGGGAGAGAACGCUGGCCGAGUGCCUCAAGGACAACGGCUACUCGACGGCGCACCACGGCAAGUGGCACCUCGGUGACGUUCCCGGCCGCUAUCCCUCCGACAGGGGCUUCGACGAGUGGUUCGGUAUUCCGCGGACGACGGACGAGACGCAGUUCACGAGCGCGCCUGGGUUCGACCCCGAGGUGGCCGAGCUGCCGUACAUCAUGAGGGGCAGGGCCGGCGAGCCGUCGGAGAACGUAUGCGUCUACGACCUGGAGAAGAGGAGGCUGAUUGACGAGAUGCUGGUGGCGCGGUCCAGGGACUGGCUCUCUCGGCAGGUUGAGGCCGAGAAGGCGUUCUUUCUGUACCACCCGCUCGUCCACCUGCACUUCCCGACGCUCCCGCACAAAGACUUUGCCGGGAAGACGGGCCAGGGCGACUUCGCGGACUCCAUGGCCGAGAUGGACCACCGCGUCGGGGAGAUCCUCGACCACGUCGACGACCUGGGGAUACGGGAGAACACCAUCGUCAUAUUCGCCUCGGACAACGGUCCGGAGUUCAGGGAGCCGUACAGGGGGACAGCCGGUCCCUGGUCGGGAACGUACCACACGGCGAUGGAGGGCAGCCUCCGGGUCCCCUUCAUCAUCCGGUGGCCGAGCCGCGUCCCGCGGGGCGUCACGCACAACGGAAUUGUCCACGUCACGGACCUCUUCACGACCAUCCUCUCCAUGACCGGCGCCGCGGUGCCGUCGGACCGGCCCAUCGACGGGGUGGACCAGACGGGAUUCUUCCUGAGGCCGCCCGAUCGGAGGACGCCGUCGCCCCGGCAGGGUUUCCCGUUUUACAUCAAGGACGAGCUGCGCGCCAUCAAAUGGAGGGACUGGAAGCUCCACCUCGUCUGGGAGCCGAAGGUCAACCAGUCGAGCGGGAGGCUGGAGUCGCCAUACCUGUUCAACGUUGUCAGGGAUCCCAAGGAGGAGGUUGACAUCCUUGCGUACAACACCUGGGUCCUGCAGCCCAUGUUCAGGCUGAGGGCCGAGUUCCAAAAGAGCCUCAAGGACGAUCCUGCGCCGCCUGAUCCGCUGAAGGAGAUUUAG
Molecule: messenger RNA, 1347 nt
Organism: Colletotrichum destructivum
Lineage: Eukaryota; Fungi; Ascomycota; Sordariomycetes; Glomerellales; Glomerellaceae
Product: Putative sulfatase, alkaline-phosphatase-like, core domain superfamily
Exons: 1
Coding region: 1-1347 (448 amino acids)
Molecular function (GO): arylsulfatase activity
Source: RefSeq, a predicted model, not a curated record